Messenger RNA from Synchiropus splendidus (mandarinfish), 1064 nucleotides. RefSeq names its product zinc finger and SCAN domain-containing protein 29-like. The transcript is spliced from 2 exons. Gene Ontology annotation, cellular component: nuclear body. Lineage: Eukaryota; Metazoa; Chordata; Actinopteri; Syngnathiformes; Callionymidae. Gene Ontology annotation, biological process: positive regulation of DNA-templated transcription. The coding region runs from base 35 to 970 and encodes 311 amino acids. The record is from RefSeq and is a predicted model, not a curated record.
AACGUAGUCAUGACGUAGACAGUACGUGGAUCUCAUGCGACUGUUCACGCACCCCACCGGAACAUCAACAAUGGCCGCGGCGAAAGGAACGCACUGGACUGACGACGAGGUGGAAACUUUGCUGGAGAUUUGGGGACAGAACGGCAUUCAGGAGAAACUGGAGAAGACGCACAAGAACGCGGAGGUGUUCGGGCAGAUCAGUGACCAUCUCCGACGCCGUGGGUUUCUGCGGACGGUGGAUCAGUGCCGCGAUAAAGUGAAGAAACUCCGGACCCGGUACAUGAAAACACGCCAGUUGGGCCCUUCGUCCCAUGAGAAGGAUAAAUGUCGGUGGUACGACACUAUCGACAUGAUCAUCGGCAACAAACCGCCCAGCCAGUUCGUGAUUGAGUCGACGGGGUCUUCGAACGAGAACAGAGCGGAUUCUCCGCCAAGCGUGGAAGUGGUGGCCAACAUCAAGGAGGAGGAAGAGGAGGAGGAGGGAGAGGAAGAGGAGGCGGAGGAGGUGGUGGAAGAUAACCUGCCACCGGAGCCUCCACGCAGGAAAAGAAAGCGGCAGAAGGACGGAGGACGACUUGGGGAGUACAAGCGGUUGCUGGAAGAGUUCAACCGCGCAGAAGACAUGCGGCAGGCUAAGGAGGACGCCUCCUUGGAGCGGUGGAUGAAGACGCUGCUGGAGACGGAAGAGAGACACUUUAAGAUGCUGCUGGAGCAUCAAGCUGCAAAUAAUUCCAUGUUUAUAAACUUUAUGCACAUGUUUAUGGAGCGGAUGUCGCCGAACGCGGCCCCUGCUGCUCCCCAAAGCCCGCUCCCAUCCCGGUACAACCCUCCGUCCCCGGGACCCAGUGAGUGGACCGCACAGCUGUCCCCGUCACUCCUCCCAUCAGCUGUCGCACCUAUGAACUCUGCUGCUGCUGCUGCUGCACAAGUAUCGUUUCAGCUUUGUCACAAUGAAGACCACCACACAUAGUUUGUCUUUGGUUGGUUGUUUGUCUGUGUGUGUUCUGGCAGUUUCUACUACAAAAUUAAAAAGCAAUUUGAAAAUAAAGGUCGUAGUUUCAUUU